GGGGCCGGAGCCGGGAAGUUGGGCGAAGGGCGCUGCUCCCGCCGAGGAGGAGGCGGCGGCUGGGCGCGAGCCGCGCCACUCAGGUGUCCGCUCCGCCUUCCGGUCUGGAUUUGCUCCUCUGUGUCCAGCAGGAAGGGGACUGCGUGCCCCUCGCCCGACUGCAGCCCGAGCGCGACGCGGACUUUUCCUGGCGGCGGGGGUCCGUCUGUCCCCGCGGCGGGCGGACGAAGGACGGACGCCAGAGAAAGAGGGCGGCGGCCUGGGCCGAGGCUGGUCCCCAACUCUGGCGGCGGCGGCGCGGCCUUGGGGACGGGCAUGAGCCCCUGGGGGCCGAGCGGGGGCCGCCAGGGCUGACCGGGCGCGGCGAUCGGCCCGGCCCAGCCAUCUUGACUGCGCACCGCGGCCCGAGAGGAAACUUGCUGCGCCGCCGCCCUCUGUGCCCGGCGGAGUCACUGCCGCCCGGCGCGGCGCGGCGCGGCGCGGAGAAGCGGUCGGGCGCGCGGAGAGGAGGAGAGCGAGCGCGGGACGAUGAGCCGAGGGCCGGCCGCUCUGCGCCGCGAAGACUGAGCGCGCCUCGGGGCGAGCAGAGUGGACCCUCUGGGACCGUGGCGCACGCCUGCGGCCACCUUCAAACCCCCGGAGAAGCAGAAAGGAGUGCGGAAGGGCCCUGACCAGGCUGCAGACCGCGCCGCUGCGUUCGCGCCCCGAGAAGGGGCCAGAUUAUCGGCAGAUCAUCCCCCACCCGGGCGAAGCAGAAGGGAGACUCCAGAUCACCCGCUUUGCCGGUCUCCGGCUGUCUCGCGGGGCCCCUGGCACCAGUCUCCGCGCCGCCUGGAGGGCGAGGGCACCGGGCCGAGGCGCGCAGCAUGGAGUGGGGUUACCUGUUGGAAGUGGCCUCCCUGCUGGCAGCCUUGGCGCUGCUGCAGCGCUCUAGCGGCGCUGCGGCCGCCUCGGCCAAGGAGCUGACGUGCCAGGAGAUCACCGUGCCGCUGUGCAAGGGCAUCGGCUACAACUACACCUACAUGCCCAACCAGUUCAACCACGACACGCAGGACGAGGCGGGCCUGGAGGUGCACCAGUUCUGGCCGCUGGUGGAGAUCCAGUGCUCGCCCGACCUCAAGUUCUUCCUGUGCAGCAUGUACACGCCCAUCUGCCUGGAGGACUACAAGAAGCCGCUGCCGCCCUGCCGCUCGGUGUGCGAGCGCGCCAAGGCCGGCUGCGCGCCGCUCAUGCGCCAGUACGGCUUCGCCUGGCCCGACCGCAUGCGCUGCGAGCGGCUGCCCGAGCAGGGCAACCCCGACACGCUGUGCAUGGACUACAACCGCACCGACCUCACCACGGCCGCGCCCAGCCCGCCGCGCCGCCUGCCGCCGCCGCCGCCCGGCGAGCAGCCGCCCUCGGGCAGCGGCCACGGCCGCCCACCCGGGGCCAGGCCCCCGCACCGCGGCGGCGGCAGGGGCGGUGGCGGCGGGGACGCGGCGGCGCCCCCAGCUCGCGGCGGCGGCGGCGGGAGGGUGCGGCCCCCUGGCGGCGGCGCGGCUCCCUGCGAGCCCGGGUGCCAGUGCCGCGCGCCCAUGGUGAGCGUGUCCAGCGAGCGCCACCCGCUCUACAACCGCGUCAAGACAGGCCAGAUCGCCAACUGCGCGCUGCCGUGCCACAACCCCUUUUUCAGCCAGGAUGAGCGCGCCUUCACGGUCUUCUGGAUAGGUCUGUGGUCGGUGCUCUGCUUCGUGUCCACCUUCGCCACUGUCUCCACCUUCCUCAUCGACAUGGAGCGCUUCAAGUACCCGGAGCGGCCCAUCAUCUUCCUCUCGGCCUGCUACCUCUUCGUGUCGGUGGGCUACCUGGUGCGCCUGGUGGCGGGCCACGAGAAGGUGGCGUGCAGCGGGGGCGCGCCGGGCGCGGGGGGCGCGGGCGGCGCGGGCGGCGCGGCGGCGGGAGCGGGCGCGGCGGGCGCGGGCGCGGGCGGCCCAGGCGGGCGCGGCGAGUAUGAGGAGCUGGGCGCGGUGGAGCAGCACGUGCGCUACGAGACCACGGGCCCCGCGCUGUGCACGGUGGUCUUCCUGUUGGUUUACUUCUUCGGCAUGGCCAGCUCCAUCUGGUGGGUGAUCCUGUCGCUCACGUGGUUCCUGGCGGCCGGCAUGAAGUGGGGCAACGAAGCCAUCGCCGGCUACUCGCAGUACUUCCACCUGGCCGCGUGGCUCGUGCCCAGCGUCAAGUCCAUCGCGGUGCUGGCGCUCAGCUCGGUGGACGGCGACCCGGUGGCGGGCAUCUGCUACGUAGGCAACCAGAGCCUGGACAACCUGCGCGGCUUCGUGCUGGCGCCGCUGGUCAUCUACCUCUUCAUCGGCACCAUGUUCCUGCUGGCCGGCUUCGUGUCGCUCUUCCGCAUCCGCUCGGUCAUCAAGCAGCAGGACGGCCCCACCAAGACGCACAAGCUGGAGAAGCUGAUGAUCCGCCUGGGCCUGUUCACCGUGCUCUACACCGUGCCCGCCGCGGUGGUGGUCGCCUGCCUCUUCUACGAGCAGCACAACCGCCCACGCUGGGAGGCGACGCACAACUGCCCGUGCCUGCGGGACCUGCAGCCCGACCAGGCGCGCAGGCCCGACUACGCCGUCUUCAUGCUCAAGUACUUCAUGUGCCUGGUGGUGGGCAUCACCUCGGGCGUGUGGGUCUGGUCCGGCAAGACGCUGGAGUCCUGGCGCUCGCUGUGCACCCGCUGCUGCUGGGCCAGCAAGGGUGCCGCGGGGGGCGGGGGCGCUGGCGCCACGGCCGCGGGGGGCGGGGGCGGGCCGGGGGGCGGCAGCGGCGGGGGUCCCGGCGGCGGCGGGGGCUCCCUCUACAGCGACGUCAGCACCGGCCUGACGUGGCGGUCUGGCACGGCCAGCUCCUUGUCUUAUCCAAAGCAGAUGCCAUUGUCCCAGGUCUGAGCGGAGGGGAGGGGGCGCCCAGGAGGGUUGGGGAGGGGGGCGAGGAGACCAGUGCAGCUAAGGGACACUUGACGGGCUGAGGUUCCCACCCCUUCACAGUGUUGAUUGCUAUUAGCAUGAUAAUGAACUCUUAAUGGUAUCCAUUAGCUGGGACUUAAAAGACUCACUUAGAACAAAGUACCUGGCAUUGAAGCCUCCCAGACCCAGCCCCUUUUCCUCCAUUGAUGUGCGGGGAGCUCCUCCCGCCACGCGUUAAUUUCUGUUGGCUGAGGAGCGUGGACUCUGCAGCGUUUCCAGAACCCGAGGCUUGGAGCCCUCCCUGGCUGCACUUGGCUGGGUUUGCAGUCAGAUACACAGAUUUCACCUGGGAGAGCCUCUUUUUCUCCCUCGACUCUCCUACGUAAACUCCUAACUUACCCUGGAGGAGGGGUGACCGCGACCUGACGGGAUUGCACGGUUUGGGUAUUCUUAAUGACCAGGCAGAUGCCUUAAGUAAACAAACAAGAAAUGUCUUAAUUAUACGCCCCAAGUAAAUACGGGUUUCUUACAUUAGACGAUGUAUUUAUAUAAUUAUUUGUUAAAUUGUACAAAAUGUGUAAAAUAUGUAUAUAUCCAAAGAUAUACAGUGUGUACAUUUUUUUGUAAAAAGUUUAGAGGCUUACCCCUGUAAGAACAGAUAUAAGUAUUCUAUUUUGUCAAUAAAAUGACUUUUGAUAAAUGAUUUAACCACUGCCCUCUCCCCCGCCUCUUCUGAGCUGUCACCUUUAAAGUGCUUGCUAAGGACGCAUGGGGAAAAUGGACAUUUUUUGGCUCGUCAUUCUGUACAUGACCUCAGGCAUGGAGAAAAUUACUUACUUGUUAAACUCUAGUUCUUAAGUUGUUAGCCAAGUAAAUAUCAUUGUUGAACUGAAAUCAAAAUCGAGUUUUUGCACCUUCCCCAAAGACGGUGUUUUUCAUGGGAGCGCUGUUCUGAUCCGUGGAUAACAACUCUCACCUUAGUGGAUGUAAAUGGAACUUCUCCAAGGCAGUCCCUCCCCUUAGGCCUUGUUAUUUAUCCUGUAUGGUAUCACUAAAGGUUUCAAAACCCUGCAUUCAUUUCUGGAGUCCGUGAUUUUGAAGGCACCUGGUGUUCCAGGGACGGAACGCAUGGCUGAGGUGUAGAGGUUAAUGUUUUAAACCAUAGCUCACCCUUUACAGUAGAAGUCACUUGACAAUCUGGUAGGGGAGCAGGCGCUCUUUAAUGGAUUAAACUAACGGGUUAACAUCUUAAUAACCUUCAAUGCUUGUGUAUACCAAAUGUGCUGCUUUUCCUAGAGAAAAAAGCUAUUGUUCCUCUGUCAAGACUAAGCUAAUUUAUUUGAGCAGAAGGCUGUUGAAUUAACAGAAGAAUGCUCCAGCAAUUGUUGAACUUUUUACCUGUCUGCCCAGUGGCUCAGCACAUCAUUCCUUUAAGAGGAGCUAAAUGAAUAGGGUUAAUCUGUAGGGAACUUGGUCUUUUGAGUUUGAAAAACUUUGAUCUUUUCUCCUCUGCAAAUGUGCUGUAUAGUCUGAAGUUUCUUUCCCUGCUGCCCAUCUCCUCUUAGUGCAGACCAAUUGGCCACCGCGGAGCCUUAAAGUUCUUCCAUUAAAGGGAUGUGGGACUUUUACUUUAAAAAGGAGAGAGAGCGCGGGAGAGGAAGACUUGUAACAGUUAGUGAAGACCGGAGGCACAAGUGCUCAGCCUUUUAAACAGCUUUUCCCGGCAUUGUUAGCCAGCCUGCAGGCAGCUAGGCAUGGGUUGAAGCUUUAUAGAAAAGGGCUCUGAAUGCCCCACAGGUGGUCUGCGCACAUAAUCCCCCAAUUUAAAGCGUUUUCCUUUGCUGGACAAUUGCAUUACAAAACUCCCUUCUUUUUCGCUCCUAAUUGAACCAAUGAACUAUUAUAAACUACAAGUUUUUCUUUAAAAAAAAAAAAUCGUCAGUGCCUAAAUUCUAUUGACUAAAUUCUAGCAAGUUUUCCAAACUGAACCUUUUAAGGCACCGGAAGUAAAAGCUGCUUCACCAGACGUUUCUGUUUUGCGGAUAUUUUUAUUCCUUAUGCUUGUUAUUUUCUGACAGAUUAGCAAUAAUUUAAAAGUAAUUGGUAAGGUUGUGUGUUAGUACUGAAAAGAUAGCCCCAGGUCCCUUAUUAAGCUGUCAAUCAAGAUAAGAAAUGGGCAGCUACCCUGCUAAUGAUGGGGCAUCAAUCAUUAUGGGAUGGGAGGGGCUUUGUUCUGCCCAUCCUGCUAAAAUGUUUAUUCUCCUUACUUUACCUCGGAGGAAUCUUUAGUGGUUAAAAACAUUUUUGAUAGGCUAGACACUACUUCCUUGACCCAUCUUAGUCAUGUAAGAGGCUUUGCGGAAGAGUUCCACGGGGGUAACUGUGCAGAUCCUUUUCAGAGUCAGUCUUGCUGUUAGAUUAGAUAUGCAAUUAGAACCCUGCUUUAGCUGCGGUGCCCAUCUUAUGUUUUAAAGCCAGAUCCAUUGUAAAAAAUGUUCACCUCUCCAAUAGUUUGGCUUAUUAAAGAAUUACUGUUUGUAACUUAGGUACCUAACAGUGGCCUACAUCUAACCUACUUGGUAACUCAUGUACUGCAGUGUACAUAUGCCAACCAUAAACUUUAUAUAUUCAGUUAUAAGGUAGAAUUUUGAGGGCAGGUCCCAAAGCCAUUACCACAUAUGUAGGAUGGGGAGAAAGCCACAAGUCACCAGUUAGCAUGUCGGCUUUCUCAGGUAGCAGUAUUCUCAUGACUGACACAUUUUCAACUGUAUGACACAGUGGGAAAAUGUCCAACUUUGAAGCUUUUUACCUUAUUCUUUACUAUAUCAUUAUAAAAUGCUAUAUUUGAUAACUCAA
Molecule: messenger RNA, 5804 nt
Organism: Cebus imitator (Panamanian white-faced capuchin)
Lineage: Eukaryota; Metazoa; Chordata; Mammalia; Primates; Cebidae
Gene: FZD8
Product: frizzled class receptor 8
Exons: 1
Coding region: 867-2930 (687 amino acids)
Biological process (GO): canonical Wnt signaling pathway; non-canonical Wnt signaling pathway
Cellular component (GO): plasma membrane
Molecular function (GO): Wnt-protein binding; Wnt receptor activity
Source: RefSeq, a predicted model, not a curated record